CGUUGUAAACUCCACGUAAUAAACGUUAAACUACUGAAGCAUAGCUUCAAUUACUUUUUGGUAUUUGUUAUGGGAAGUGUCCUUAGCCAAACUUCACGUCAGUUGUUUCCAGUCGGCGUGUUUUUGUGAACGUACCAGUCUCGCCCAACAACAUAAUAAACUAAAAGCUAAUCAGGCCAUGGAGUUCGCAGAGCUGAUAAAGACACCCAGGGUCGAUGGGGUUGUCCUGCACCGGCCUUUUUUGCCCAUUGUGGAGGGGACCCUGUGUUUGACUGGCCAUCACCUCAUUCUCUCCUCCAGACAGGACAACACGGAGGAGCUGUGGCUGCUUCACUCAAACAUCGACUCUAUAGAGAAGAGAUUUGUGGGGUCUCUAGGAAGCAUCAUUGUCAAAUGCAAAGAUCUGAGGGUGAUCCAGCUGGACAUCCCUGGUAUGGAGGAGUGUCUCAACAUUGCCAGCUCUAUAGAGGCACUGUCCACACUUGAUUCAGUCUCCCUGAUGUACCCUUUCUUCUACCGGCCCAUGUUUGAGGUCAUAGAAGAUGGCUGGAAUUCUUUCCUUCCAGAGGAUGCCUUUAAAGAUUUGGAGUCUAUGACUGACGAGUGGAGACUGAGUGAAGUCAACAAGGACUUCAGCGUGUGUCCGUCAUACCCUCCUCGGGUGGCAGUGCCCAAAGAUGUUGAUGACGACACACUGAGAAAAGUAGCUACUUUCCGUCACAGUGGUCGUUUUCCAGUACUUAGCUACUACCACAAAAAGAAUGGCAUGGUGAUGAUGCGAGCGGGACAGCCUCUGACCGGAACCAACGGGCGACGGUGUAAGGAAGAUGAGAAACUGAUCAAUGCCACCCUGCGGCCGGGCAAACGGGGCUACAUCAUUGACACACGCACUAUCAAUGUUGCCCAGCAGGCCAAAGCUCGAGGUGGAGGAUUUGAGUCUGAGGCUAACUACCCCCAGUGGAGGAGGAUCCACAAGGCCAUUGAAAGGGCUAACGUCCUCCAGGAGAGCCUGAUUAAGCUGGUGGAGGCGUGCAACGACCAGUCGCACAGCAUGGACCGCUGGUUAAGCAAGCUGGAGGCUUCCAGCUGGCAGACGUACGUCAAGGAGAUCCUCACCACUGCCUGUCUGGCUGCCCAGUGUAUCGACAGGGAGGGAGCAUCAGUGCUCGUUCACGGUACAGAAGGGACAGACUCCAGCCUGCAGGUGACCUCCUUAGCUCAGAUCAUCCUUGAUCCGGUCUGCAGGACCAUCAGAGGCUUCCAGGGCCUGGUGGAGCGAGAGUGGCUCCAGGCGGGUCACCCGUUCCAGCAGCGCUGCGCCCAGUCGGCCUACUCCAAUAGCAAGCCUCGCCAAGAGGCUCCUGUCUUCCUGCUCUUCUUGGACUGUGUGUGGCAGAUCCUCCGCCAGUUUCCCUGCUCCUUUGAAUUCAGUGAGAGCUUCCUGGUGCUGCUCUUUGAACACGCCUAUGCCUCUCAGUUCGGUACUUUCUUGGGCAACAGUGCGGCCGAGAGAGCCAAACUGUCUCUGCCUGAGAAGACUGUGUCCCUUUGGUCGUGGGUGAAUCGGCCCCAGGAGCUGGAGCACCUGACCAACCCGCUCUACGAAGCCAACAGUCUUGUGAUCUGGCCCUCCGUGGCCCCUCAGAGCCUGCUGCUAUGGGAAGGAGUGUUCCUUCGCUGGAACCGCUCCUCCAAGUGUUUGGAAGAAGCCUAUGACGAAAUGGUACAUAUAAUUGAAUACAACAAGGAGCUACAGAACAAAGUAAACAGCCUGCGCAGGCAGCUGGCCCAGCUGGAAACUGAAGAUCCCCUGCUGCAAACGCCAUAGAGAGAGAGAGAGAGAGCUGCAAAAGGAAGCCAGAUGGGAGAAAAAGGUAGAGAAAGUGAAAAUAUAACAAAAUAUAAAAACAGAUCAUUGUCAGCCUGGUUUUGGGCUUCGUUAGCUGUACAUUACUUUUCUUUUUUUUAUAUUUUUUUUUCCUGCAAAGAUGAAAAAUGAAAUGAAAAUUGCUCUACACCUACAUUAAUGUCAAAAUCAAAUUCUCUAAUAAUGCUUCACAAGGCCAACAUGACUUAAUGGAUGUAAAGACAUGCUUGAGAAAAAAAAACAUACAUUUUCAGCAUAUUUCACCAUGUUGUCUCAUUGACACUAAGCAGGAGUGAGAGGGAAAUAUUGAGAAGCAACAAAAAAAACAACAACGCAGCCAGUUAUUUCUCAGAGCACUGCUAAAAGCCAAACAAUCCUUCACCUCAUAGGCCAGUGUGCACGCAGAACCGUAUAUACAGAAAACAACUUCAUUUUCCUGAGUUAUGCUUUGGCUUGUGAGCUGAUUUCACAGUUGCUAAGCCUCUUCAAACCGUCAUGUCUCACACUUAACAAACACAGAUAACUUAACAUUGAGUGAGUGAGGCCAUUUUCUCCCAAAGACUACGUGCCGGGCUCCUGUGUACUCGUGGGCAUUCAUCUUGUCGAGGAAGGAGAUAAUGGGUGGAUUUCGAGGAAAGUUGGAGAGAAACAGCGUUUGGAGUUCACUUACUACAGGUUACACGUUUUCACCAAACAUCCUGCUGAAUGUAUACGCCUCUGAAGCGCUGCAGAGUAACUAUGGCAACAUAUAGGGUGCUAUAAGGCAGCGUGUGACACUGCUGCACGCCAAGAUGAUAUAAUAAGCGUAGGCAGGGUCAGCACUUACUGUACUGUACAAUGAGAGGGGAGGCUUGUUUAAUACGACUCUGACCAAAAUGUCCUGAUUGUUGUAUGUUUGUCAGAUCAUUACUUGACAUUCCAGGUGGUAGCAUGCCUGUAGAGUUUACGCAAAUUAAUUACACAAAAGAUUUAUUUAAUCAAAUCUCAUUAAACAAUAUUGUCCUUCAGCUUCCUUAGAAACAUCUUUUUCUUUUUCCCAAUCUUAUUACGCAUAAUAGUAAACUAUUGAAAUAUGUUUGCGAGUAUGAUUUGGAAAAAAGGGAAAUGAUGGUACUGAGGGUCUUGUUGUCAUGGUUAGGGGAACAAGACUCUGAUUAUCGGCGAGACUUGACAGAGGCGAUCACAUGGAGGUUUGUCUUCUUAACGUGAGAUACUGCUUUAAAGACCAAUUUAUAUUUUGGUAACUAAAGUUAUAUAAUAGUUGUGUUAAAAUACAUUAUCAGUUAAAAUGCAUAUCUGCUGUUUUGUGGUAUAACAUUCAAAACUAAUGCACUUUGUGUGAAAGGCAUUUCGAUUACUUUAUGUGUAAAUAUUAGCCGUUAAACUAUACUUCAAUAUCAGAAACAUACUCUUCUAAUUAUAAUUCUUGUGAUUAGCAUUAUUUUUUGUUAGUGCUCACUUGUGGAUGCCAUAAUAGACAGUAAAAUUUUUACUAUUAAGUGUGAAAACAUGCCAGUAUAUCAAACUAAUGUAAGCUCAAACUUGUUCAACUUAUUCAAAGUCUGUGCAGCAGAAAAAUGUCCUGGGCGAAGUUCUCCUUGGUGUCAACUAAUGCAUCCAAAAUAAUAAUUUUCUCACCAACCCUGGUCAGGAAAGCCACGGAAAAACAUAAGUCGUGUUUCUAAACCUUUAAUUGCACUGUGAUUAAAGAGGCAACUAAACAUGUUUAAAACAACUUGGAAUUCUAAAUGCUCUUGGCAUAGUGAUAUUAAAGCCCAUGGGUAAAGGUAGCUUCAGUUAGCCUAAUACUAUAAAGAGAAUUUUAUGCUUCACUGUGGAUGCAAAAAUAAAUAAAUGAAUAAAAAUGGCGGACCUGGGGUAAAUUUCAAUCCACAGCCUUCAUCAUCGGCCAUUUUUGUUUGUUUUGCCAGUAAUACAAUGUAUUCUCAUGUGUUUAUUUCCGUGCCAUCUUCAUACAUUUCACAUAUUUUGCUUCAAGAAUGAUGUAAUUAACACACUUAAUGGAGCUGAUUCCAGCCACUACAGUAAACUGCUUUGUAAAGGGAAUGUUUACAUGUAUAUUUCAUGCCUGCACUAUAUACAUUUUUUCCUUUGGCCAAAAAGACACCUUACCUUGAUGCUUUGUGUGUGCAUGAACAGAGCAAUGACUGUAACCAAGGUAAUAGUGUGAUUUAUAAUCAUAAAAAUGUCUCAUGUUUGUGUUCCUCAAAUGGUUGUUGCUUGGUCAAAAAGUCAACAAAACUCUAAAAGAUUAUCAGCACUGUUGACAAAUAGUAUUUUUGUCUCUUAUUGUCAUUGAACUUAUCAACUUUGUGCAACUUUGUUACUGUAAAAUCAGAAUUCAAAAUAAUCUUUGAAGUUGUUUGUCUGUAAAAUUAUAUUAUUGUUCAAAUGAUCAAAUGGUUUUUAUUUUUAGGUUUUCAAGCCAUUAAAAAUG
Molecule: messenger RNA, 4325 nt
Organism: Xiphias gladius (swordfish)
Lineage: Eukaryota; Metazoa; Chordata; Actinopteri; Istiophoriformes; Xiphiidae
Gene: mtmr9
Product: myotubularin related protein 9
Exons: 11
Coding region: 179-1828 (549 amino acids)
Biological process (GO): negative regulation of autophagy
Source: RefSeq, a predicted model, not a curated record